Messenger RNA from Aspergillus niger, 330 nucleotides. RefSeq lists its product as hypothetical. The record is from RefSeq and is a predicted model, not a curated record. Lineage: Eukaryota; Fungi; Ascomycota; Eurotiomycetes; Eurotiales; Aspergillaceae. The coding region runs from base 1 to 330 and encodes 109 amino acids. The transcript has 2 exons.
AUGAAGUGUGCCGAUGACGAACAAGCAGCCACGACUACUAGUGAACCAUGGAAACGAGCAAAGGGAUUGGAUGGGCCGACGAGGGGCCGGAAUUCAAUGGAUCCAACCACACCAGUUAUCCCCGAGGAAUAUGCGACAGCGGGCUGCGAGGGAUGGCGACAGGGGGAUGUGGACGACGAUCUAAACAAACGGAACGGCAAUGGCAGGAGUACCACGUAUGGCUUUGGAAUGAAGGAGGAGGGCAGAAUGGGGGAACAAGGAAAGGAGAAGAGCGGGCGGGAUGGAGGAGAGAGUCCGGCUGCACUGUUUGCCCGGUUGUUGUUGUGGUAA